AUGCCGUGUUUCGCAAGUACUAUCGUAAGAAUCAAAUUCGUAAAACAAUAUGAAAAAGAAAACACUGAUUUUGUGAGAGUUUGGGCUAUUGGUGGAUAUUCUAUCGAACAUGAAUAUUAUGAUAUAGAUAUGACUUUGUUUGUUCCAGUCAAUUUAAGUUUGAGAGAUUUAAAAACUCAAGCAGUAUUUGAGAAAGAUAACUUCUAUUGUGUUGGAGGUAAAAUCACACCAACAUGGAAAAAACAAAAAAGCAAAGUUUCUCAAGAAAUGCCAAAAGAAGUUAAAAAUGAUGAAAAUGCUAUUAUUCAAAUGUUAGUCACUGAUUAUAUCAGUGAAGAGUGUAACUUUACUAUGAAAAUUGUUUUUCUAUAUCUUAAUCCUAGCUCAAGUGCUUCUUUUAAUAGACCUGAGUUCGAUUCAUCAAAUGAUUCACAGUCAUCAAAAUGUGUUCGAAUUGAAGAUGAUGAUGAAGAAGAAUUAACGAAAGAUAAUGCUUAUCAUCAAAAGAAAAAUUCUGAUAGUUGUGAAAAGGGGAAAGAACAUAUUGGUAGAUCCUUGCAUAGCACUUUGAGAUCAUAUGAUUCUUUUGCAAGUGCUUCCAAAACUGAAACCAAAUAG
Dentiscutata erythropus is the source of this 618-nucleotide messenger RNA. NCBI's taxonomy places the organism in Eukaryota, Fungi, Glomeromycota, Glomeromycetes, Diversisporales, Gigasporaceae. The record is from the annotation of a GenBank genome assembly.